Messenger RNA from Aspergillus aculeatus ATCC 16872, 1357 nucleotides. RefSeq lists its product as uncharacterized. The transcript is spliced from 3 exons. Bases 187 to 1050 code for a protein of 287 amino acids. Lineage: Eukaryota; Fungi; Ascomycota; Eurotiomycetes; Eurotiales; Aspergillaceae. The record is from RefSeq and is a predicted model, not a curated record. Gene Ontology annotation, biological process: kinetochore assembly; attachment of mitotic spindle microtubules to kinetochore; protein localization to kinetochore. Gene Ontology annotation, cellular component: kinetochore.
AAUCCACUGUUUACCUCCGCAUGUUCUGCCGACACGCGCAGCAGCAGCAGAAAACCGCCGCUAGAUCGUCAAAUCCUCUUCGGUCGGCUACACACUUUCACUAAUACAUGGCCAUUAGGCUCAAUAAAAGUCCUGUCACCUACCUCAUACCUGUUUAAUAUCUACACCAUCACCAUACGAUAAGACAUGUCCGACCCGAACCCCGCGGAAGUACGAAAACAACUCCAGCAACUGGAACAGGAAAAUGGCAACUUGAAGACGCAGCUGAAUAUCAUACGGAUCAGCGAACCAAUAUUUUCUCCGAAAUCUGAGGACCAGGCCACUACCCCUUCGAAGCGCAACUCAGAUGUCUCUUCCCUCGAUAACCCAACACCUGCUUCAUUGGAGGCGGACCUCAGCCACUACAAAGAGUUAUUUUCGAAACUACGCUUCUCUUAUGUAGAGCAAGUGACAAAGGAGAAGUUCCUGCGCGCGAUCGUCGGCGAUCCUCCUUUGGUCGUUGGGCACAAUGAAAACGUCGAACUCGAGACGCAACUGGCCGAGGUGAAGGCAGAACUUCGCGCAAGGAAAGAAGAGGUCCGGGCGAUGACUGAAGAGAUGGAGAAGAUGGGUCGGGAUUUGGCAAAUCGAUACAAAAACGUGCAAUUGCAAUUGACUAAGCUUUCAACGCUGCCGGAAUCGAUCGAGAAUCUCGAAUCAACCAUCGAAGAGUUGCGUGCUAAACAAGUCACGAACGCAGAUGCAUCAUCGUCUCAGAACUUACCUCUGCCGGCUACAUUGAGCCUUCUAUCCGAACGGGAGGCCGAACUGGCGGCGCUUGAUCGACAACUUGCCGCGGUGCAAAACGCCUUGCCCCGCAAGACUAGAGAGGCCGAGGCGGUGGAGCGCGAAUUAGGUGUUCUAGAACGGAGGAAGACAGAAGCCAUAGCACAGGCGCAGGAGAUUCAGAGGAAAAAGGAAGAGGGGGAGAGCGACGGACUCGAAGAAAUGGGAAGAUGGUACAGAAGCGCAGAAGAGACGCUAAAGAGACUGACGGGCGUGCAAGGAUAGAAGGUGUUGAUUUUGAGAUGAGUGACGACUACGGAUUUUUUAUUGGUGUAAACGGCGUCUUGUCCUGAGCCUGCUCUACAGAUUGAGAAUGCAUGAAAUUGGUAACACACGCGCAACUACGCAGAGAAGAGAGUAGGGCGACGAAAGUAAGCCGAAGGCUAUCUGUUCAUUCAUGGUAUUGCAAGACCGUACAACGUGAUACGCGAUACUGCAGCCAUAAAGGAACCCCGCAGUUUUAAUUUCGCUAACGAAACCCGUCCGUACUCCUGUUUUAAAUCGUUUACUCCUCCUCUUCCUCCUCCUCACC